Phaedon cochleariae (mustard beetle) is the source of this 1775-nucleotide messenger RNA. The record is from the annotation of a GenBank genome assembly. Lineage: Eukaryota; Metazoa; Arthropoda; Insecta; Coleoptera; Chrysomelidae.
UUGCCGUACGUAAUAGCGGUGAAGUAUAGCCAUGGAAGCCGAGGAGCCCUACUUGCCCCGCAGAUGAAUAUUUCAUCAACUGGUGUGAUACCGACAUCUGUGCAGACGUUCAGCAUAAAACUGAUCUGUACCGGUUUGAAGAAUGCUGAGGUGAUAGUUGAAAUUCAACUGUAUGUCAGCACUCAUACCCAUAGAAAUGUCACUGUACUAAAGUUCAGAAGAAACAAGAUAUGUCUGAAAGGUAUUGGAAAUGCUCGGAAUGACUCGAUCCUUCUCGAGGCAGGGACAUUGGGGGCUACCACAGGGUCCCUCUACGUAGCAGUGGCCUGUGCCUUGGGUCUGAUAACUCUAGUAGUCGUCACAGCUUCAGCCAUUUGCAUCAAGAAGAAAGGUGGAGUUCAGGAACCAACGUAUAUGACAGCUUUAUACGACAGCAACCCUCACAUGUUCCUGCGUUCGGCCUUGGGAAGGCCUCCCAGCGCCGAGAGCGGUAGCUACGCGACGAUAGCGAGCGUCCAUAAGGGCCCUCCGUCGCCGUGUCCUUAUGCCACCAGCGAUAACUGCCAAUUCUACGCCAACAGCGACGCGUGCAGAGUCUCCUACUACGCCUCGUCGCAGAUCAUGCUGAUAUCGCAGAUUUCCAUGCAGGAUCCACGACAUUCCGAGCCGAGCAAACGGUUGCGGUCUCUAUCGGUGCUUCGCCACACUAUAAGUUUGCAGCGAUUGGCGGAAGAAGGCAUCUUCGGCAAGAUCUACGAAGGCACAUACAGGCAGCACUCAGUGAUCGUUAAAACUACGAAAGAAGCGGCAUCCAAAAGGCUAGUUAGUUUAUUCUUGGCAGAAGGGACAAUGAUGUAUGGCUUGGAACAUAAAAACCUUCUGACCAUCUUAUGUGCAAAUUUAGACGAUCCCAAACAGCCAUUACUCGUCUAUCCUCGGUCUAAUAGGGGCAAUUUGAAGAGAUUUCUCGUUAAAUGUCGACAGAAGAAAUACAACAAUAUAAUUUUAUCCACACAGAAUUUAGUCGAUAUGGCCAUUCAAAUUCUACUGGGCCUCAUGUAUUUACAUGGCCAGCAUAUUUGUUACAAGGACCUCGCAGUACGAAAUGCCGUCGUGGAUGAAAAGCUGCAAGUCAAGAUAACGGACAAUUCUCUCUCACGUGAUCUGUUUCCGAAUGAUUAUUUUUGUAUGGCUGAUCAGGAAAGUAAGCCAGUGAAAUGGAUGGCUCUGGAGAGUUUACUCUACAACCAAUAUGGCGCCGCAUCUGACGUGUGGUCUUUCGGCGUGGUCCUUUGGGAGUUGACCACUUUGGCACAACAACCAUUCUCUGAUGUGGAUCCUUUCGAAAUGAGCACAUUCCUCCGAAACGGACUCCGCCUUGGUCAACCUGUAGGUUGUCCGGAUCAAUUGUUUGCAGUAAUGACAUACUGUUGGAUGAACUGUCCUACUGAGAGGCCUCAGCCGAAUCAGCUCUUGGCUUACUUGCAGGAUUUUUACACGGCCCUGUGCAGAUUCGUCUGAAUCCGAAUCCGCUUCUCAACAGAUUCAAUUACUUUACAGGGUGUACGGUGGAUAUCUCGGAUCGGUCGAAUCGAUAGUAUUGCGUUUGUAAUGUGUUAUUCGAUGCGCGCCCUGUAGCUUUAGAGAACGAGAAAACGAUAUUUUUAUACCUAAUGGUGAGACUGAAAUUUAUAAGGCUUAAGUAGGUAGAACUAUUACCGUAUUAACGCCACAAUGCUUCUAUUUAUUUUGUUCACCAAAAUCUCAAAAUUUUU